Protopterus annectens (West African lungfish) is the source of this 1781-nucleotide messenger RNA. RefSeq names its product THUMP domain containing 2 (gene THUMPD2). The record is from RefSeq and is a predicted model, not a curated record. Gene Ontology annotation, biological process: tRNA methylation. Bases 1 to 1779 code for a protein of 592 amino acids. NCBI's taxonomy places the organism in Eukaryota, Metazoa, Chordata, Ceratodontiformes, Protopteridae. Gene Ontology annotation, molecular function: tRNA (guanine) methyltransferase activity; RNA binding. The transcript is spliced from 11 exons.
AUGGAAGAAAUCAAAACUGAACGUGAAAGGUUGAAUAACAUUACUGCAAGAAAAAAGAAGAGAACGACAGAUGUUGACUACACAGCUCAAGCUGUGGAUUUACUGUGUCAGCUGGAUGAAAAUUUAAUACACAAUGAAAACCGUGGGAUUAAUAGGACUAAUGGUGAUGAAGAUCUGUCCUUCGUAACAAUUGACAAGAUCAAGUUAGAUAAAAUAAGUAAAAUUGAGCUGUUGGUUAAUGUGGAUGUUAAGUCACUGUACACAGUUAUUCCACAUGGUAUUGAAGUUGAGUGGGUAUUGUACAUGUUGUCCAAAGACAUUGAAUGCACUAUAGGGGAAGUGGAGUACAUUUCAGGAAAGGUGUUCUUUACUACUAAUGCUGCCUUAAGCCAGCUGCUGAAACUGAAAUCUGCAGAACGUCUAUUUUUGCUUUUGAAGAAGAAGCCUCCAUGCACUGUAUCAAGAAGCAAAGGAAAAGGACUGAAUGACAUUCAAAAAUAUGUGAUUGGUGAGCCUUCCACAUGGUUGAAGACCGUCUCCAUUUGGCAGAAUAUUAACAAACACAUAACAGAAUAUGAAGUUGCACCACAUAAACGCUCAGAAUGUACAAAGCGGAAGCUAGUCAGAAUGGAAAAUGCUGUACCUUUAUGUAAAAGAACUAAACAAGGUCAGACAGUAGAUGAUAUUCUGUCUGUAGCUCCUGAUAAGUCCCAGCUUCAGGACUCCAGUGAAAAUAUUGUUUCAAAAUCAAUUGUAGAAAGGGGAGGAAACUGUGGCCAGUAUACUACUGAUGUUUCAGCAACAGGAAAACUUCAAGAUGAAAAACAGUCCUUGGAUUUUUUAAGUACAAAGCAGACUGUACAGUUCAGGGUUUCAUGUCGAAACAGUGGCGAGAUUGCAAAAAGAUUUACAGCACAGGACAUAGGCAGAAUAAUUGGAAUAAUGCUUACCAAGCAGUUUGGAUGGAAAGCAGAGCUGAGAAGUCCUGAUCUUGAGAUCUUUGUACACCUGAAUGACAUCCAUUGUUUGGUGGGGAUACCUUUACUGAGAAUGCCUUUAGCUAGUCGGAGAUACAUUAAAACAACAGGACUGCGAUCUACAGUGGCCUGGGCUAUGGCUUUCCUUGCAGAUAUACAUGCCAAUGCAAAUGUGUUGGAUCCAAUGUGUGGAUUGGGAAUCAUACUGGUUGAAGCUGCAAGAGAAUGGACAGAUGCAUAUUACCUGGGCAUUGACAUUGAUGAGUCACGGCUACAUGGUGCAAUGGUUAAUCUGAAGACUGCAGAACUGGAAGAGAAAGUCAAUUUAUUAAAAGCUUCUGUGACAGAACUGCCUUUGCAAACAGAAAGCAUUGAUGUUAUAAUUUGUGACAUACCCUUUGGAAAAAAGUUUAAGAGUUCAGUGGACAUGCGGGAGAUGUUACCACAUAUCAUUAAUGAAAUGGAGAGAGUACUGUGCAGGGACGGAACACUUGUGCUGCUGCUCAGUUGGGAACUAUCACGACAUAUUGAUGAAUGUUUUUGUACCAGCACUACCUGCAGUUAUAAAAAGUUGCCAGAUGAUAUCUCUUUGGCAUCAACAAUGGAAGAAUUUGAACUGAAAGAACAGCACAAAGAUACAGAAAAUUUGUCAGUUCAAACUAGUGCAAUAACGGAAUCAAGUAACUGUGAAAAUAAAAAGCACUGCUCUUUGGUGGCAGAUGGAAUUUAUAGAGUCAGCCUUGGCAUGACAGAUGCUUUCAUACAUAAAUAUAAAAAAUGUUCCAAUAAAUUUAUUUUAUAAAA